AUGGGGAAUUGUUUCCAAGGAAUGGUUAUAUCGAUGUCUGCAAAGGAUAGAGAUUUCAAUUUUGGACACGGUGAGAUAAGCAAUAGCGUUGACAUUAAAGUCUCACAGCCAAUGGGGGAUAUCAGUCCUUUCCUUUCGUCCAGACCCCUAUCCAGCAAAAAUAGAGUUUCUGAAACCUCUCAAAACAGUCCGCCUUUGGUUAACUGUGCGAAAUCUAAGGCGCAGCCAUAUCAAUCAACGAAUCUCACAUCAAACGUCGGAAUAAGUAUUUCUCAUCCUUCUGAUACACAUACUGUAACCACUACGAAGAUUAGUGGUAAAAGUGUUAAGCAAUUUAAACCCAAACAUUUUGUUGCAUUAUUCGAUUACAAUGCUCGGACAGAGGAAGAAACAUUUCUUUCUAGAAGAGAUGAAGUCUUGCUGUUAGCUGACAAUGAUUCAGAUUGGUGGCUUGUACAGAACUUAAGUUCCGGUAGGAAAGGAUAUGUUCCAAGCUCGUUUGUUGCGAGAAAAGGAUCAGUUGAAGCUGAAGAAUGGUUUAUGCCCAAGUUGUCACGUAAGGACUCCGAAAGACUACUACUACUGGAGGGCAAUGCGCAAGGCGUGUUUUUAGUACGUGAAAGUGAAACCAGCCAAGGUUCCCUAACAUUAUCUGUACGAGAUGAAGAACGUGGAUUAUCCGGUAUUAUGAAUACAGUGAAACAUUAUCGUAUCAAACAUCCAGAUUAUCGCUAUUAUUAUAUUACAACCAAGUGUAGUUUUUCUAGUCUUCAAGAGUUAAUACAAUUUUACUCAAUUGAUUCACAUGGUUUAUGUUGUAAACUUACAAGGGCAUGUCUAUGUCCACCACCAAUAACCUCAGAUUUAUCAGUUAAAACAAAAGAUCAUUGGGAAAUAUCUAAAUCUUCAAUUGUUUUGACUGAAAAACUUGGAGCUGGACAAUUUGGUGAAGUGUGGAAAGGUACAUGGAAUGGUACUACAGAAGUUGCUGUAAAAACUUUAAAACAAGGUACAAUGACUAGAGAGGAUUUUCUAAAAGAAGCUCGUAUUAUGCGUGCAGCUCAACACCCGAAAUUAGUUCGAUUAUAUGCUGUAUGCACAGAAGAUCCUAUUUAUAUUGUUACUGAAUUAAUGUGUAAUGGUAGUCUACUACAAUAUCUUCGUGAUGGACCUGGAAAAAAUUUACUGAUUAAUCAGUUGGUUGAUAUGAUGGCUCAGAUUGCUAAUGGAAUGGCUUAUUUGGAAAAAGAGCACUAUAUUCAUCGUGAUUUAGCCGCACGUAAUAUUUUAGUUGGAGAAAAUAAUUGUGUUAAAGUAGCUGAUUUUGGUUUGGCUCGUAUGGUGGAAGAUCACUACUCUACAUAUAUGGCUCAGAAAAGUACAAAAUUCCCAAUUAAAUGGACAGCACCAGAGGCUGCAUUAAUGGGUCGUUUUACAAUAAAAUCAGAUGUCUGGUCAUUUGGUAUUGUUAUUUAUGAAUUAAUUACACUAGGCCAAGUUCCGUAUCCAUCAAUGAAUAACACAGAGACAUUGCAUCAAGUUAGUACUGGUUAUCGUAUGCCACGUCCAGUGAAUUGUCCACAACCAAUAUAUGAUAUGUUAUUACGGAUAUGGGAUAGCUGUCCAGAAAAACGUCCUACAUUCUCAGUUCUAUUUGAAUUUUUUGAAGAUUAUUUUGUCACAUCUGAUACUAAUUAUAAACAUGCUAAUUCAGCAUUAACUGGUUGUAGUGCUUCCAUCACAACUGUUAAUAAUAAUAAUAUUAGUCCACAUCAACCAGCCAAAUCAAUACCACUUGACACAACAAGUUCAUCUAGCACAACGUCGAUCAAUAUCGACGGUACUCAUUCCGCUAUAUCGAAAUGUUGUAGUGGACGUCUAUUAUCAAGAGAUAAAUUACUGCGCCAAUGUACUCAUUAA
Messenger RNA from Schistosoma guineensis, 1920 nucleotides. The record is from the annotation of a GenBank genome assembly. Lineage: Eukaryota; Metazoa; Platyhelminthes; Trematoda; Strigeidida; Schistosomatidae.